GGGAUGAGGGAGGUUCUGUGGGACUUGUGGGAGGACCUGUCAUAAUUUCAAGUGCAUCGACAGAAAAGAAAAGCGAGUUGUCUCCGUAGACUAUUUUAAUCUUAUUGUUUCUUUGUUUUGCUCAAGUUUUUGUGAGGUGAUUAGUUUAUCAAAGUGAUUAAACAUGAAAAAGGGAUACAAAGUUACCGACGUCGACAGACAGAAAAAGAUCGGAGUUGCCGCCGAAAAUCUGGAAGAGUUGAUCGAGAAGUCAUGUAAAAAGUUAGGGGUCAAUGCCAACUGCUGUGACUACCGCCUGUGCGUGGCUGAGGACGGCACGGCGGUGCAGGACGACGAGUACCUGGCCACGCUACCGCCGCAGACGCUGCUCGUGCUGCUCAAGAAUGAGGAAAAAAUGGUAACUGACUUUGACUACUACUAUAAUAUGAUUCGAUCGACAAAACGGGAGUUCAUCGAUUCUGGGAAGGCUGCUCAGGAGUUCCUUAGCACUGAUAUCCGGGAGAAGUUCAAGGUUUUCCAGCGCUACAUCGCGGCGGCCGACGACGCACGCACCAUGCUCAGCGAGAGAGCCCAGGACCCCGACUGGUUUCAAGGUUUAGAACCAUCUGAGAAAAGCAAAGAACAUUCCAUGUCAAAAAGGGUGAAAGAAAGAAUGAGAGGUUACUACUACAAAACCAAAUCUGCACUUCAGGCAUCAGACUUGUAUGUGCAUUCAAAAAAUGGCCUUGGAAAGAAGCUAAUAGACCAGUUCCUAACUGACCUACGAACUCUCCUAGAGUCAAACAAGUACAACGAAAGCUACUUCAACAGAAAAGCUGAUGAAGAUAUGAGGCUUUGCAAGAACACGGGGUUAUUUGAGUGUGGUGGACUCUGGAAUGAAGCGAAGUGCACAUAUGAGGGAGACCAUGUCAUCAACCCCUACAGGAGCAGAGAGGAACGGAUCAUAUUCCAAACAUGGAACCUUGACCACAGGAUUGAGCUGUCCAGGUCAAUUAUACCGAAAAUACUCCAAGCCAUCAGCCAGAUCAUGAGUGGAACCCUCAGCUGUAUCCACUGCAGUAAACAAGUCAGUGUAGGUGGAAUAGUAGCAGACAGGUACUAUCUUCAAAUAUUCACGAGGGAGAAUCUGAAGCUAGUCCACAUUGUCUGCCACAACAAAAGCAAACAUAGUGCGGAGUCUGACAUUUAUACAGUGUGUAAGAAGUGCAUCCGUUCUCAAAGAAUAGAAUGCAAUUAAAAAGACUGUGAUAUCGAAAUCCUGCUCCAUGAUCUGGUCAUCACUAAAGAUGUCCUAAAUGUUUUAGAGACUUAUUAGUACUUGUAAUUACUAAAAAAAUAUGUUAACUGCUAAAUGAAAUCAUAAAACUUACAUAAUAUGUAUAAUAAUGUAAUUUGAAGAUCAUGGUGGGCUAUUGUGAAUACAAGAUCAUGAGUUAUGUGAGAGAAUAUUGUAUUUUUGGGAAUGCACUUGUAAACUUUGCUACCCUAUAAAAACAUUACCCUCCUCCUUCGGCAGUCGGGUAAAAAAGGAUCCUGCCAUGAUCAUGCAAGUCUAUUACCAGCUAGACUUGUACUAAACAAACUGUCUUUAAAAAUAAAUGAAUGUAGUUAUGUGUAAGAUUUGCAAUAUCUCAAUGAAGGCAUCCACAUUAUAUUUACUUAAUAGAUAUUAUGUAAGUAAAUUGUGUACUACGUAGCCUUCAUAAGUAGUGAUUUAUUUACACUGUUAAUGUUAUAAUAAUGUAGAUGUUAGAUAAACUAAACUUUGCUAUUCCCUAAAUUGAUCUCCUAUCCCUAAUGUAGGUAAUGAAUACAUUUACUUGUAUUAUGUAAGAGCUUCUAAUUUAUACAUUAACAAUGGAAAGAUAAACGAGAGCUAAUUGUAAAACUGGAAACCUACUAACACAAUAAGAAAUUUAGAAAUCUCAUUACAAUAAUAUAUAAGAGCAGUUGGCCAUACCUUCCUAAGGUUCCUUUAACUAUAGCUCUAUAAAAACUCUAGACUUGGAAUAUUCACAUGUUUAAUCCGAAAGAACAAUAAAUAUAAUAUAGAGCUUACCAUUUAAUAAAUAAGAAAUAAAAAUCAUUGAAAUUAGAUAUCAAUAAUCCAUAUAAAUACAGGGUGGUAGGUAGCCAUAAUAAUUUCAUUUAAGUAUUUUUUUAUAUUUCAACCAAAAUAUAAAAUGAAACAUUUAUAAAAAUAUAUAUUUUCCUACAAAGCAAAAAUGAAUACGGUUUAAAACUAUUUUUCUCACUUGGAACUAGGAACUUAGGAACAAUAAUUUAGGUAAACAAUUAGAAAGAUUUGACGGUGGUUAUUGUAGGUUUAACUAAGUAGUAAAUUUGUUAUAGUUGGUAAAAUAUAUGGGACUGUUUUAUGCAGGUUUUAAAUAUUAAUUUGUAUUAUACCUAAUGCAUUUUAAUUAUAUUAUGACAAUGGUGGUUUAAUGUUUCCCAUAGGACAAUUUCAUUUAGGUGAGCAGUAGUGUAUAGUCCUAUGGAUUUACACAUACAUAAAUCUGUAGAUAUUAUGUAUACAUAAUAUAAUAUCUACAUAGAGUUUUUCUGACUUCGAUAAAGCUUAUUUACGUUUAAGUACCAAAGCUUCGGUAGUGGUAAAUGGCUUUAUUUUCUAACUUUCCAACAGACAGUCCCUUAGUAAUUUAUUUAGCAAUAUUAAUGUGUAGUGUAGAUGCUUCCAUCGUAGCUUUACCUAACUUUGUGGCUUUUAAAUAAUUAGAAUGUGCCAAAUAGGAUAUGAAUUAUUAAAGUGUUCAAAAUUUACAGUAUUAGAUUCCCAAUCUCCUCCUAAGACAAUUAUUAAUCUGAAAUUGUUAUAGCAUUGUAGAUUAUAUUCAUAUUCGUAUUCUCAACAUUUUAAAGUUAUUUAUAGCUAUUAGAAAACUGCAAUAAAUUAUAUAAAUGUAUUUAUUAGAUAUACUAAAUCAACUAAAAAACACAAAUGCAGUGUAUCAUAUUAGAAAACCAACAUUGUUUACAUGUAUUAUGUAUGUAUUCUAUAAUAUGUUAAAAUAAAAAGUCAUGAAGA
Molecule: messenger RNA, 3049 nt
Organism: Plutella xylostella (diamondback moth)
Lineage: Eukaryota; Metazoa; Arthropoda; Insecta; Lepidoptera; Plutellidae
Gene: Drep4
Product: DNA fragmentation factor-related protein 4
Biological process (GO): apoptotic DNA fragmentation; apoptotic process
Cellular component (GO): cytoplasm; nucleus
Molecular function (GO): DNA endonuclease activity
Source: RefSeq, a predicted model, not a curated record